UGUGAUGGCACGAGCGUGCUUCAGAUGAAAAGGUCUUGUUCUUGUUGAGCCAAUGCCGUGCACGUUAACCCUAUCAUCGUCAUAUCCUGAGUCGAGACACCCUCUAGGUGUUGACAGAGGUGCGCUUGCAGCUCCCCUGCGCCGCUCGGCUGUAAACUGAUACCCAGCGCAUACGAUAAUAGUUCUAGCAGAGCGUGCGGCAAAAGACUUCUCAGAAGACCGUGUUAUUUCUCCUCCAAGCGCAACAUAUGCGGGAAGUCGGCCUGUUUAGUGCUGUGUUAAACGCGAGUUAUGCUACGAUUCUAGCCCGCUAGUCGUGUGUGAGAGAUUCCGGGGAUUACUGCGAUUGGUACCGAUAUUUUCAAACGCUGGCGAUUCUAACGAGCAUGCCACGUUUGUGACCAAGAAUGCAGCGCUAAAACAAACUGAGGAAUUUGAGCUGUUGAACUUGAGCCAGAAGAAAGGCAAAAGUGAGGGACAUUAGUCAAGUGGUGAAGCGGUGGGAUUUGUCUAGUGCGUCAACAAAUCACCGAUAUGGACGGCAGAAAAGGAGAGAGCACGGCCGCCAGCAGAGCACAGGAUGUAGAAACCCAAACAAACUUUGAUAUAAACGGGACUUCUGAACCCACACCUAGCCAAUCAGUAGAAAGGGCAUCGCAGCAGUACCGGUCUCAAUUAACAUGGAAUGGGCGGUACCCGUAUCAGCCAUCAAACUACCAUGAUGGGUAUUACGCAUACGAUGGUGGAUACCCGCCCCCACCACCACCUGGUCCGUAUUACCAGGGCCGGCCAGCACACUGGCACCAACCCCCAGGUGGCAUGUCAUAUCCACCAGCACCACCUCCUCCUGGUCAUGCCGCAGGAUAUAGGCGAGGGGAGUAUCCACCUGGUAACUACUAUAACGGCAACCAGAGUGAAGCUCCUGGAAGAAGAGCAACUACUGAUAUUGUGCGCCCCAAAGCCGAGUGGCCAAGAGGAUACCAGUCAUUUGCAAAGCCGACUGUGCCGUCAGAAUUUCUAGCAAUGCAUGCUUCACAAAGGGGAACUCCCUCUGAAUAUCCAGCACCACCAUCCACAGCCACCUCACUCAGAUCAACAGUCAUAGAUCUUCCAAGCCCACGUACAUCUGCAAGGAUGACUCGCAAGCGUGCACGCUCAAAUACCCCUGCAUCUUCUGUGGAGUCUAUAGACCUUAACUUACUUAUUCGCAACUCCCCUGACUCUCUUCUUGGUGGCUUGAUAGGAACAAGACUAUCAUCUGCUGGGUCCUUUGGACAUCUGAGUCCUAUAGGCUUCUGUACCUCACCAGCUUGUCGAAGAACACCAGUUGGAAAUCGACCUCCAUCAUUCAUCACUCCUCCUCCUAUCCCGCCACUACAAUCGCCAACCAUAGCACAAACAAGAGACUUGUACCCAACUUCAACAACAGAAGCAGACCCUGCCGUUGACCAUGAGAGGAUGAGUUGCACUGACUCUCCGUCUCCGCCUGAGGAUCACCACAGGGAAGUAGAGGUGCAGCCAAAGAAAGAAGAGUUCAAUGAGACUUGUAAACUGGACUCAACCACCUCCCCAGGAGCAUCUGAACAUCCACAGACAGGCUCGGAUGUGGGUGGUGAUGAAAUACCUGGGGAGGCAGAGGGUGUUGACUUGACAUGUCACUGGAAGGACUGCACCAUUGUGUUUGACAGCCAAGAUAGUCUGGUCAAGCAUGUAAAUGGAGACCAUAUCAAAAAAGAGAAGAGGGAUUUCACAUGUUAUUGGCAGGACUGCUCACGGGAACAGCGACCCUUCAAGGCUCAGUACAUGCUGGUUGUCCAUAUGAGACGGCAUACUGGAGAAAAGCCUCACAAGUGCUAUCAUGAGGGUUGUACCAAGGCAUACUCUCGACUUGAGAACCUCAAAACCCACCUGCGCUCUCAUACGGGAGAGAGGCCAUAUGUGUGUGAGGUGGAGGGCUGUACUAAGGCAUUCUCCAAUGCUUCAGAUAGAGCUAAGCAUCAGAACAGAACACACUCCUCCGUGAAACCCUACGUGUGCAAGGUUCCGGGGUGUCCAAAGAGAUACACCGACCCUAGUUCUUUACGGAAACACACGAAGACUGUGCAUGGGGAACAGGGAAUCAAAAGGCUUAAGGAAGAUUCUGGUAGAGACAAGCAGUCAUCAUUCAAAAAUUCUUCAGGUCCUUCCACGGACAGUGCACCCCCUUCAAACCAGUCAAAAACAACAGUCAACACAAACAGCUUUGCUCACUCGCCUUCAAGUGAUAUCAAAUCACCUGCAAGCACAAUGGGUGGUAGUGGUGGUAGUUACUGCGGUAUAGUUGCCAACAGCUGUGACGGUGAAGUGGUGUCAUCUUCAGUUGACUCUCCUCAUAGUAAUAUCCACACCAAUGAAGAACGUUCCCCAGGGCCAGCACAAUCUGGAGUAUCGCUAAGGUCGCCCAGGAGCCCCCCAUAUAUCAACCAGUUGCCAAACAUUUUGGAGGGUGAUGUUGAAGGUGCAGGAGAUGUUGGUGCAGUUACAACUGUACAACAGAUACAGCCAAUGGCAAUGGCUCAUUCCAAGUCCAUCACUCUUCCAAAGAUCCCCGAAGCCCCAGCAGUAAAGAAGGAUGUUGUAAGUUGGGUGAAUGACGUACAUAGAAGGAUGAGCCAGACUUCGUCACGAAGAUCUAGUGAGGCAAGCCAUCUAUCAGCAGAUCUGGCAGGUGAUGCCAGUCGACGUUCAAGUGAGAGCGGUUGGGCUUCCAACAAUGAAAGUAGAAGAUCAAGUCAGGCAAGCCCAUUCCCUUCUUCCAAAAUUGUUAUUGAAUCCAUAAACCAGCCAGAAUCCUUGGCAGCAAGGAAUGGCAAACUAGAAUUGCAGUCUAACCAUGGUCUUGAAGAGAGUCUGCGAAGAGCAAGUAACACUAGCACCACCAGUAGCCAGCAAAGUGUUCCAUUCAACAGGCUAAGUCGCAACAGCAGUGGGUAUGGCAGUCAGUCCAACUUGGCACUUAUCAGGAGCACCGGAUUUCAACCACCGUAUUCGUUUGGUAGGGAAAUUCCUCAGUAUCGACUUCACCACAAACACAAUAACACCUUUAGGCGUAUGAGUGACACGGUGAUCUGUGAGGCUGACAGCUCAGUCAUGACAAGCCAAGACAAUAAAGAAGAGUUUAGACGUCGAAGUGAGCCAACCAGAAAUAUCAACUGGACAGCCCAUCGGCAGGACUUCCUUAGCCCAUUGCCACCUAGAGCAAUUCCAAAUAAGACAGAGUUUUCAGAGACAGAGCUGAUCACUGAUGAUUUUGAUCCAAGCGAGUUUGAUGCAUACCUUAAUCCCGAGCAGCAGGACCCUGCUCUUCUCAUGUCUCCUUCAGGUAGACAGACGCAUCCACUUCGACACUUCCCAUACCCACCAGACAGCUACCCUGAGCCAGUCCACAUGCAGACCAUACAUCACCGGCCAUACCCACCCCAAUACCCUCCUAACAUGCCAAGACAGCAUCCACAAGAACACCAUGAAAUGCAGCGCAGAGUGAACUACAUGAGGCAACAGCAGCAGUACCAACAGCAGCAGUACCAACAGCAGCAACAACGGCUUCAAGCCCUGCCACAAGGUCAGAUGGUGACACAAUAUGCAGAGCGGUAUCCCCCUUAUCAAGCUGUCUAUGUCCCUGAUAGACGCCAUCCGGUUAUGGUAGGUGCAGGUGAAUACGAGGAUGCCAUGGUCAACAGCAUGGGGGCACUCUCCACAGAGGCCAGUGCUGCCCCAGAGGACUUGGGACUUGGGAAUGGGAACAUGGUGGUUAAUGACAUGAACACUUUGUUGAACUCUUUGGCUGAGGAAGACAAGUAUUUAGAAAUGAGGCAAAACGCAAGUGGGAUCAAUGGGAGUACAAUGUCUAGCAUUUUCUAAUUUUUUUUUGAUUUUCAAUUUAUCAUAUUUAACAGAAUAACACUAAAAUGGGUUCUAAAAUAUUAUAUAUUUUUUGUGGGGGAUGGAUAUAUUUUUGCCUCAGUGACACACACUUCCCUAUAUUUUGGCCUUUGUUCUCAAUCUCACAAAUGGACAAAAUAUUUUGAUUUUCACCUAAUCAAAAAAUAAGACAUGUUGUGUAUGAAGCGAGAAAUAUCCCAGAUUCAUUGUAAAAAGUCCUGAUUUUCUCAUCAAAGAAUAAAAAAAAGAACUGACCCCUAAAAAGUGUUCAGCCAAAAUAAUAUACCUUUCUUCUGACUUUUUACACGGGGUUUAGAAAUCCAAUGGCUGAUAUUGCUAUUGCACAUGUUACACACACUGGGGGAGUGCACUUUGUUGACUUGACAUUGUUGUUAUUCUUGUUUUCAAUAUUAUCCAAAAUCUUAUGGCUAGUUUAUUCAGUUGAAAGAUUUUUUUACAAAUAUUCGCUAAUUGAACUCUCAAAUUUGACCUACAUCAGGCUACUGAUGUGAAAGUUUAGUAGUCAGUGUUCAAUUGUGUUGUGUGCGUCUGAAAAUAUGAACUCUAUCCAUGUAAAUAAUUGAUUUUAACAUACACAAGUUAUCUAAAAUACCCAGCAUUCAUGAUCAAACCACAACAAUCAAAUGUUAUUGCAUUAUCUUUUCUAUGCUAAAUUGCAUACUUUGUACAUAGCAUGCACCUUUCAUGUUAAGAGCUAUAGGUAUUAUUAGUUUGCCAAGUGGUAAAAAGUAGUGGUUAAGGUAGUGUCAGAAAGAUUUACUGUAAGAUUGACUAUCCUCUGCUUUUCAAUAAGUGCAAUAAAUUCAUUUAAUACCAA
Messenger RNA from Nematostella vectensis (starlet sea anemone), 4759 nucleotides. RefSeq names its product zinc finger protein GLI4. Gene Ontology annotation, molecular function: DNA-binding transcription factor activity, RNA polymerase II-specific; RNA polymerase II cis-regulatory region sequence-specific DNA binding. NCBI's taxonomy places the organism in Eukaryota, Metazoa, Cnidaria, Anthozoa, Actiniaria, Edwardsiidae. Gene Ontology annotation, biological process: regulation of transcription by RNA polymerase II. The coding region runs from base 535 to 3900 and encodes 1121 amino acids. The record is from RefSeq and is a predicted model, not a curated record. Gene Ontology annotation, cellular component: nucleus. The transcript has 6 exons.